Molecule: messenger RNA, 1605 nt
Organism: Alternaria atra
Lineage: Eukaryota; Fungi; Ascomycota; Dothideomycetes; Pleosporales; Pleosporaceae
Exons: 6
Coding region: 1-1605 (534 amino acids)
Molecular function (GO): oxidoreductase activity, acting on paired donors, with incorporation or reduction of molecular oxygen; monooxygenase activity; heme binding
Source: RefSeq, a predicted model, not a curated record
AUGGAGUUUCUAGAGAUGCAGAGCAUACAUCUACCAGGUCUUAGCCCGUUAGCAGUUAAUGCUGCGAGCAGCAUAUUCGGUUUGAUAUCGAUUUUCUUUUUCUACAAAGCCUUGGUCGCGAAGAAAUUGGCUUCUUCUCCAGUAAGGAUCCUGAAGAUCAUCUUCAAGCCUGUCACCAAGCGAUACCAAGCAUGGGCAUAUCUCUUCUGGGGCCCUGAGAUCAUCCAGAAGGCGUUCGACGAGGCAAAAGGAAAGCCAUUCGAGCUCUUCGCCCCUGACAACCGCUAUGUCUUCGUCUCUGACCCUCAGCAAAUCAAGGAGCUAGACAAUGCGCCAGAUACGGUGCUGUCCCUUCAAGCAGCGUCAAAGCAGAUGCUACAGCCCCUCUACACCAUGCACGGCUUCAACUGGUUUGAUCGACGUGGUACUGAGGGUGUUGGGUUCAUCCGCGCCCUUCGCACGCUUUUGACCAACAACCUACCUAAGAUCCUUCCUGACCUUACUUGUAUCAUCCGCACUAGGUUCCAGGAACUACAUGCCGGACAUCCAGUAAUCAAUGGAAAGAAGCAUUCAGAUGUAUAUCAUAUGACGGUUAAGUUGGUGGUUCUCUCCAAUGCUGUAUCUUUCUUCGGAAAGGAUCUAGCAAAGGAUGAGCAGUUCAUGGUCUCCGCUCUCGCAUACAUUGAGGAGACCCUGAUCUGCGCUGAGAUCGUUCGCCUGCUACCUGGAUUCAUGACUCCUAUCGUCGGUGGCAUCAUCGCCCGUACACUCAAGUCUCAUGCCGUCAUCUUCAACAGGCUUCUGCCCAUCGCCCAAGAAAGAUGCAUCGAGCGAGAUGCGGCUAAGCUAGGCCAAAAAGUCCCUCAACACGCCGACUGCAUCCAAUGGAUCAUGGAGACGUCGCCCAAGAACGCACCAUGGACACCUCAACGCGUCGUCCACGAACUAAUGGCCAUUUGGUUCGGCUCUGUUCAUGCCGUCUCCACAACCGUGACUUUUGCUAUUCACGACCUUUGCUUGCAUCCUGAGUACGCGGAGCCUCUGCGCAAGGAGUGCGAGUCCCAAUACGCUGCUUUUGAGCAAAGCGGUGUGGGACUUCCGCUUCUCGACAGCUUCAUCAAGGAGUCUGCGCGUUUGACGCCAGUCGAGUCACAGAGUACACGUCGUUCAGCGCUACAACCUUUCUCACUCAAAGACGGCACCCACGUCAACGUUGGAGAUUGGUUCUGCACACCCGUCCGAGCCAUCAUGACAAAUCCUGUCGACUACCCCGAAGCAACGACAUUCAGCGGUUUCCGCUUCGCCGACCCGCAGCUGGUCAAGAGUCUCGAGAACGCCGACGGUGCUUUUGAUAUUAUGCAGAAGAAGCCAACAAAGCUGACUGACUUUGACAUGACGUUCCAUGUCUGGGGAACCGGAAGAAUGGCCUGCCCUGGAAGGUAUUAUGCCUCAGCUGUUAUGAAGGUCAUCCUGGGUCAGGUUAUUCUUAACUAUGACUGUGAGCUCGUCGACCCGACGGCGAAGCGCUUGUUCACAUGGCGAUCGACUAUCUUGCCCAAGCCUAGUGCGAAGGUCGUCUUCACUCCGAUAGGUGACGCGAACUAG